AUGAAGACGGAAGUUUCUGAUGCUAUUAGCAAUGACAUCGAUGAGGAUGAGGAAGCUCUCCCUCUUCCAACCGAAUCCGAACUUGACGACACUUUUGAUGAAACCCGGAGACGCCUAAAUGAGGAGAUGCGAGAGGAGGACGAACGACUUCAACAGCUUUUGGCAGACGAAGAAGCUGAGAUGAUCAGCGACGAUGAUGAAACGAAAGAGGAACGUGAAGAGCAGAGGCGUAAAGAACGAGAGCGGAAUCGAAUGGAAAGGUUUGUGCACAUUGUGCAACCACUUACAGUUCAGUUUACGCGCACAUUAAAACCUCACUUCCAGAAAAGAAAGGGCGCGAGCUGA
Molecule: messenger RNA, 345 nt
Organism: Strongylus vulgaris
Lineage: Eukaryota; Metazoa; Nematoda; Chromadorea; Rhabditida; Strongylidae
Source: the annotation of a GenBank genome assembly